Molecule: messenger RNA, 3465 nt
Organism: Miniopterus natalensis
Lineage: Eukaryota; Metazoa; Chordata; Mammalia; Chiroptera; Miniopteridae
Product: synaptojanin-2-binding protein
Biological process (GO): embryo development; establishment or maintenance of epithelial cell apical/basal polarity; receptor clustering
Cellular component (GO): basolateral plasma membrane; cell junction
Molecular function (GO): protein kinase binding
Source: RefSeq, a predicted model, not a curated record
GUCUAGGGGCCGCUGAAACUGAAAGUGCGGUGUUUUAGGCGCCCUGCUGAGAUUGAUUCACCUUCACCUGUGAGAGCCUUAGUGGACCAAGUGGGAAACCAGGCAGGUAGUAAAACAUGAACGGAAGAGUGGAUUAUUUGGUCAUAGAGGAAGAGAUCAAUCUUACCAGAGGACCCUCAGGGCUGGGCUUCAACAUCGUCGGUGGGACAGAUCAGCAGUAUGUCUCCAACGACAGUGGCAUCUACGUCAGCCGCAUCAAAGAGAAUGGGGCUGCGGCCCUGGAUGGGCGGCUCCAGGAGGGUGAUAAGAUCCUCUCGGUAAAUGGCCAAGACCUAAAGAACCUGCUGCACCAGGAUGCUGUAAACCUCUUUCGUAACGCAGGCUAUGCCGUGUCCCUGAGAGUGCAGCACAGGUUACAGGUGCAAAAUGGGCCUAUAGGACAUCGAGGUGAAGGGGAGCCGAGUGGUAUUCCCAUACCUAUGGUGCUGGUGCCAUUGUUUGCCCUCGCCAUGGUAGCAGCCUGGGCCUUCAUGAGAUACCGGCAACAGCUCUGAAAAGCUUGCUUUCUCCCAGUGCUCCUGAUGAGGAGAACAUUUCUUCCUUUCUCUCAUCCUCCCUGCCAUUCUCCCAUAUCUUUCCCUCACUUUGCAUAGCUCACACAUGAUUUAAAGAGACUGCUUCCCAGCCUAGAACCUUGCUGUUCAAAAUCUCCAAGUCCUCGUUUUCUAAUGGGAGAGGAAAGGCAUUGUUUGAAGGAAAGCUGAAGAAAAGACUUGCUUAGAACAAAUGAGGAGUUGGACAUUUUACUAGGACCGCCAGUAGAAGUUCAGCUACAGCCAAAGAGGGAAAAGUCCAGUCUUCCCGUCACCAUGGUGAUACCUAUUUUCUUAGCUGGCAUGCUGCAAAGGCCAGCGGUGUGAUAUAAGAGGAAGAGAGGAUUUUUCUUUUUAAUGAUCUUCCUUGGGAAGUUUUUGUGGUCUUUAUUUACUUUCUGACAACAUACUUGGGUGCCUGUAUCAAACAAAACAUAAUGAGGAGACCAUUUUUACUUUUUAAAAAACAAAUAUAUAUCUACACAUGUAUACACAUAUAUGCAUAAAUGAUAGUAUAACAGUGAUGCCUUAUGGAGAGGUAAAGAGGUAGAAAGCUGCCCUGGUUUCUAGGUUCCUGAUGUAAGGGAUGAUCUUAAUUGAGGGAGUGAGAGAGAGCCUGACAGGAUGCCCAAUCUGAGUCAUUAAAAAAAAAAACAAAAAACAAAAAACUAAAGCAACUAAUUUAAAAUCUUAGAAUUCUUAUUUUUCUCAUAAUAAUUAAGGUGAAAUUGAGGCAAAAUUCCAUAAUCCAGCUUUGCGCAUGUCAAUCUGUUCGAAAACCUUUGAGAUUUAAAGAUAAAUCUUGCCAAUCUGUGGUCUGCCCUAGUGACUUUUUUGAUACCUCACAGUCCUGUGAAAGUAUCAGCUGGAAUGAUUGUGGUCAGAGCACUAGUGAUGGGGCCAAACCAACCGAAAGAAAAAACUCUAAAAAGAAAGAAGAUAGUGCCUCCAAGGUGGUGCCCGAGCGCUCAGGCUAUCAACCAGUCUUUCCGGUUUCUAGUAACAGGCAAAUCUUAGCGAAGGAACUGCUCCUGGGCAGCAUGGGCAUGAAGCCAGCCGUGCUUCUGAUUCAGUUCAGUUUAGAGGGUUUGGAUUGCUAGUUGUUGUUUUUUUAAAAAAAGUUCUUAACACUGGGCUUUUAAUGAAUGAACAAUUUUGUGGGGAAGGGAAGAAAAGGUUUGUUUGUUUAGGAGGGAGGGAAGCUCCGUAGGGAAACCUUGAGGGAAGGAUGCGGAGGAAUGGAUGCUGGGGAAUACUAAGGCUAAUAAUAAGGUAGGGACAUCCUGGUUAUGUGCUGCUGAAGGGUGGUUUUAAAGCACUCAGGAGAGCUGGCCCAAGGCUAAUUUCCUGGCUUCAAGAAAAUCAUUUCCAUAGUCCAAAUAUACCGGCUAGACCAUCGGCCUUAUGCAUACAAUCUUGACAACAAGAGUAUGAGGACUUUCCCUCGGAUGAUCAGUUGUGUCUGUUUUUUAGCUCAGAUGAUCUAGCAGGUAUUUUACAAAUGUUGAUUGUACAUCAGCUUUGUUAAUACACUUUUACAGAGUAGUAAAAUACAUGUAGCCUCCAUCCUAAAGGGUUUUUUGGUUCCAGUUUGGAAGAGAACACCUAUACACAUAAAACGUAAUUGGCCUCAUAGUCAGGGCAAUGUAAGUUGGUGUCAGAUUUAUAUUGCAGACAACAAAAGGGAAGAGUUACUGAGAAUUGAGACACUUGAGAGAGUUCCAUGGAGGAAGGGGACAACUUAAGGACCCUUUAGGAGCUCACAGUCUAGUUAGGAGAAUUUGUAAGUAGAUGAGAAAUUAAAAGGAUAUAUAUCAUCAGGUUAAAUAACAGUUGAAAACACUAAUAAAAGAAAUAGUACUGUUCACAACACGUAGCAAAAAAAGAUAUGCAGACAGCCAUCACUUUUUUUUUUUUUUUAAAGGUAUUCAGAAAAAGAAAGCUGGCACAUAAUGACAUGAGGCCAGAGUGGAAAGGGAAGGCUUUUAAAAAUAAAAAUCCCAGUAAGACCUCGCCUCUGGGUCAGCUAUUCCUAUAGGGAGAAAAUGGCUUUAAACAAUGCUGGUGUGACUCGUGCCUUUAAACCUGAACUGUUCACUUAGACAACUGCAUUUGUACGUUCCACAGAGAAACACAGUAUUUUAGUUCUCGCCUCAACUGCCCCACUGUGGAGGCAGCCUCUUGGGCUCUCCUUGUAUCUGGAGGUAUGUGCAGCCACUUCUGCAGUGGGCCUACUUGCCUCCCAGGAUGCACCUCAGGGUUUGGACAUUAACUCUUGAGAAGACCUGGGACAUACAUACCAAAGGAAGCAAAAUGGCAAGCAAGAAGAAAAGCUAUUUUUAGUUUUUUAUUGGUUUGUGUAAAUAAAGAGAACACCUAUCCCAUCACUGUUAGAAGUUUUGCUUCGGUUGAUAAUAGGGAUUCUGAUGCACUUUAAUAAUUUUGGUUUUCUCUGGAUUUAAAUAGCAUCUAAGGGUCAAUAACAUUUUAGGCAGGUGUGCUAUAUUUUUAUUUCUGAUUCUCUAGAAGACUACAUUAUCAUAGAUAAGAUGUCAGAGUCUAUUGUAAGUCAUUUAAAAAAGUCUAUGCUCUUUAUAAAUUGAAUCUAAUAUUCCUGUCACUUUAUAGAGUGUAUCUAAUUAUUCCCACCACCUAAAUUACUGUGUUCAAAGUUUAAAAAAAAAGAAGUAUUUUUAAGACCAUGUACUUAGAACACUUUUCUAUAGUUACCCAAUAUUAUACAUAUAACCCUAAUAAGACAUUGUUUGCGUCAGUCGUCUGUUUCCUUUUCCUGCCAAGUUUUAUCUGUGCUAAUUGAUUUAAUUAAUCAUACCAUCUAGCCAUGUAUAAUGGAACAGGGAAAUUAAUAUUU